This is a messenger RNA of Myzus persicae (green peach aphid), 2344 nucleotides long. Its product is annotated as phospholipid scramblase 2-like. Gene Ontology annotation, biological process: plasma membrane phospholipid scrambling. Gene Ontology annotation, cellular component: plasma membrane. Gene Ontology annotation, molecular function: phospholipid scramblase activity. The transcript has 9 exons. The record is from RefSeq and is a predicted model, not a curated record. NCBI's taxonomy places the organism in Eukaryota, Metazoa, Arthropoda, Insecta, Hemiptera, Aphididae. Bases 708 to 1811 code for a protein of 367 amino acids.
GUCAUCAUAACUCCCUCCCGUCCGCCAUAACACACGUGAUACUACCGUGGUAGUAGUUGUACUUCUGACCUAGGUGCUGUCGCCUGUCACGUCGUCGUCGAGCUUCCCGGGCAGGCGACCAGUGCUGCGUGACAUAUUAUCGUCGCGGGGCACCGGCGUUGCGUACUUGCGCUAGCACUGGAUAGUAAAGUUGACACGAUGACGAUUGUCGAUAAUAAUAAUAUAUUCACGUAGACGUACUCUCUGAGGGAGCACAUUAACGGUGCCGCCCUCCCGAUAAUAAUAAUAUUAUUUAAAUUUACUUUACACGCGAUAACGAUAAAAGGUGAAUUAUUCUGGAAUAGUAAAAUCACUAAUCAGUGACUCAGACCACUCCACUCUCCAACGACCAUUGGUCUUUUAGAUUUUGGGCACUGAAACGGUGAAUCGGUAUUAACUAUUAACUAGCCAGCAGUCAGUGCUGUAGAAGUGUAGACGACGGCGGCCGGGUGACUUGUUGCUGUGUGUCGUGCGCGUUGUGCGUACUGCGUUCCGAUUUUCGAGUGUCGUCGUACCAGAGUCGUAAAAUAUAAAUUCAAUCGUUUUUUUUUUGUUUUCGAAGAGGUUGUCUGUUGUAAAAUAUAUAUUCCAACGCGCAAUAAACACCUAUAUUAUAAAUUAUACAUAAAAUAUUUUUACUUGAAAAUCGUAAGUCUCAAAAAAUUAAAAUGUAUACCAAUCCAAAUGCAGCACCAGCACCACCAGGGUUUUCUCAAUAUCAUUCACCUCAAAAUCAAUAUCCACCAGCUGGUAACCAAAACCAAUAUCCACCAGCUGGUAACCAAAACCAAUAUCCACCAGCCGGUAAUCAAAAUCAAUAUCCACCAAUCGGUAAUCAAAAUCAGUAUCCGCCAAUUGCUAAUCAAAGUCAACCAUAUCAACAUGAUCAAUAUAAUAUGUAUCAACAUCAACAACCAAUGCCAGCACAACAAAAUCAGGGAUAUUCUGUAAUUCAAAAUCCAAACUACCCACCUCCAUAUUCACAGCCGGGUUAUGGACAAGUUAUUCAGCAUCAACCCAGUGCAUAUCAACCGUCUCCUCAAGUGGUAGCUGAUGGUUGGAUGCCUAUUCCUCGAGCUAUACCUCAAAACUGUCCAAAUGGCCUUCAGUAUCUUUCGACAAUUGAUCAAUUACUUGUUAAACAACAAGUGGAAGUUCUAGAAGCCUUAUUAGGGUUUGAGACCAAUAACAAGUAUACAAUUAAAAAUAAUGCUGGUCAAAAAAUAUUUUAUGCUGUGGAAGAUAAUGAUUGUUGUACACGAAAUUGCUGUGGGCCAAUACGGCCAUUUGAAAUGAAAAUCUUGGAUAACUAUAAAAAUGAAGUUAUCCAUUUAUCAAGACCUUUAGCAUGUCAAUCUUGCUUUUUUCCUUGUUGCUUACAGAGAAUUGAAGUAUUUUCACCACCUGGGUGUUUGGUUGGAAUCGUUGAACAAGAUUGGUCAAUUUUGACACCAAUAUUCACCAUUCGUAAUGCAGCUAAUGAAGAAGUAUUAAAAAUCGAAGGACCAAUAUGUCGAUAUAGUGUGUGUGGUGGGGAUGUUGAAUUCAAAAUAUUAUCUAAAGACAAAACCACUGUAGUUGGCCGUAUAUCCAAACAAUGGUCUGGACUCAUGAGGGAAGUAUUUACUGAUGCCGAUUUCUUUGGUAUAAGUUUUCCUAUGGAUCUCGAUGUCCGUAUGAAAGCUGUUAUGCUAGGAGCUUGUUUUUUGAUAGAUGUCAUGUUCUAUGAAAAACGAGGAAAUGCAGAAAGUGAUGGAAUUGGACUUUGUUAACUUUGUUAUCUUCCAUUAUAUUAUGUAUAGUAUUUAAAUUUAUAAUCACAGCGGAAAUCACACAAUUUAUGUGUGUUACUAUUUUAUUUUAUUUAAAAACUAAUUUAUUUUAAAAUCUUAAAUCUAUGAUGUUUACGCAUAAAAAUUUUUUUAAAUAUUUUUUUACAUUCUAGUUUGUUAAAAACCAUCAUAGUUUCUUUUUUUUAAUUGCAAAAGAUACCAUUAUUUCAUAAUAUUUGUUAUUUAAUUAUUGCUUCACUACAGUUUGAAUAAUGUGAUACUUAUUUACUCUGUGUCAUACAAGAGUAGCAUCUGAUGACAACCAAUUUUCUUCUGAUUCAGUCUGAACGCACCCCUCGAUUAAAUAGAUUCUCGUUGUUAGCCGGGCAAUUACGUUGACCAUACAUCCAUACCAAUUGCACUGCCGUGAGCUAAAGUAUUUCACCUAGAAUUACUCUAAAUACUCUUGUCUAUAAAACAGUUCAAGACUAGGCAUUAAAUAAUUAAGAAUUCAAAAUUGAAUAGUAAAUUCA